This is a messenger RNA of Anoplophora glabripennis (Asian longhorned beetle), 2115 nucleotides long. RefSeq names its product TLD domain-containing protein 1. Bases 204 to 1592 code for a protein of 462 amino acids. The record is from RefSeq and is a predicted model, not a curated record. The transcript is spliced from 7 exons. Lineage: Eukaryota; Metazoa; Arthropoda; Insecta; Coleoptera; Cerambycidae.
AAAUAUCAUAUCUCGUGUCAGUCUGAAUUUAAUUCAGAAUUUAUCUUGAUUGUUCUCAAUAAGUUACUCAUAUACGAAAAAUUUUACUACAAAUAUAUCCUCUUAAUCCACUACGAUUAAUCAUCAGUAAGAUUUUACUGAUUUAUGUUUAAGGUAUGAUUGUUUAAUAAAAUAAAAAUCUUAUCAAUUCAUUAUCCAUCGUCAUGGGUGCAAACAGCAGUAAAAAAUUAGCAGCCAAAUGCUCAUUUUUGUCUAAAGAUGAACAACUGAUUGUUAGCAAUUCUUUUAAACUGGCAAGUAAGAAUUCGGAAAGGAUUAAAGAAGAAGAACUUACCAAAUUAUGGGGUAAUCAGAUGGAUCCAAGACUUCUACAAUAUCUGAAUAAUUAUCUAUUUGGUAUUGGAGAUCAGAGACAAAGUACAGUGGACUUGGAAAGGUUUGCUGAAUUAUUUGUUUUUUGUACUAGAGGAACAGUGGAUGAAAAGAUGAAAGUUCUUUUAAUAUCAUUAGGAAAAUCAGACAGUGAGAGUAAUGAUAUACCAUACAUAUUAGUUAAAGAGUACGUAGAAAGUAUAGUUGCAUCAUACAUGAAAAUUCAAAAGUUGAGCAAUACUAAACAAUUUAGAAGUUGGUUCUCUCGAGGUUGCUUUACAUCCGCACAGAAUAUCCAACGGUUUGCUGAAAGCUUGACUCAUGAACUGGCCACAGGAGAAAGUAUUACGAGAAGGGCUUUAGAAGUGUGGCUUCAGGGUGCCACUAUUCUCGGACAACUUCUUACAUUUGUCUCCAUGUACCUUUUUAAUAUAUCCCAUAAAGAAAAAGGAGCAGUGACAAAUGAGAAACCUGGGCCAAUUCAAAGUGAAGAACAAGUAACCACAACUGAAAAAGAAAAAGACAGAAGUUUGGUACCGUUUUGUCGAGGACUGGAUCUGAUUCCGUCCUAUCCUAGUAUUUUAGAUCUUAAUCAGAUAGUAUUUAUAAAUGCCAACCUCCCUCAGCAGUACCAGUUAGAAUGGAGAUUUCUCUUCAGCUCUGAAAUUCAUGGGGAAUCUUUUUCGACAUUAAUUGGCAGAAUAGUUAAUCAAGGACCUUCUGUGUUAAUCGUAGAGGAUCGAAAUGGUUACAUGUUUGGAGGCUUUGCCCCAGCAAAUUGGGAGCUAGGGCCGAAAUUUUUUGGAGACGAUAGUAGUUUUUUGUUUACCUUGGCACCGCGUAUGAGAGUAUUUCCCUCUACAGGUUACAAUCAGCAUUUCCAAUAUCUUAAUUUGCACCAGCAAACUUUACCUAAUGGUUUGGCCAUGGGUGGUCAGCAUGGAUAUUGUGGUCUUUGGAUCGAUAGUGAAUAUGGUAAAGGCCAUACUAGUGAGUCCUGCACCACAUAUUCAGGCUAUCAACAAAUGUCUCACUCCAAGGAAUUCUCAUUUCGACAUUUGGAAGUUUGGGGUUUGGGUUCUCCCCCACCAACCCCUCAGGAGAAAGGUGAAAGAGUCGGAAUGUCCGUAUUGGAUAGUAACACAGAAAGUAAAGCAAUAUUAAAAUUGGCAGGGAAGACGAUGCACAGUGAGGGCUACAGAGAGAAGUCUCCUCUUUAGAUAAACAAAAUAUAUUUGUGUGCUAAAAAUGCCUUAUAUUUCCUCUAGUCUAUUCAGAAAAGAGUGAUAUUUUCUUGUAUUUGAGCAGCUUUGUGGGGAAGCAGAUCUAAUGUUGAAUUUACCAAACAAAAAGAAAAUGUAUGUAGUGGGGUCAUAUUAAUUCACAAUAACGUUAAUACAAUUGCAACUUCAGUCUCAAACGUAUUUCAAAUUUAAAUUUUCUUUCUAUAUGUAUGGGUCACCCACAACUGGUGGUUGACAGGAAAACAGAAAGAGAAAAUAGUAAAUUAUAAGCAAGGAUUUUUAUAGCAUGAUAUUAUAAAUAUUUGACUUAAAAUUCCAUCUUGGUUAAUUCACUGUAUUAAGGACUGUGGUGCCAUCAAAAUGAUUUAUUCCAGUUUCAUAUUUUUCUAAAUAUUCAUUACUGACACCAGGACCGGCGCCAGGGUAUUUGGCACCUGAAGCAAAUGUUUGUUUGCCGCCUUAAGAAAAUAUAUAUACAAGUUACUAUGGUUGGAACAAA